CCGUCUGUUUCUGACAAUAGAUGUUUGAGAGAUCAUAAAAAGUUGGCGGAUUGUUGGUUUGGAGAUUUGUCUUGCAAAUCAGAAGGAGAUGCGAUAUCUUCAUGUUAUACAUUGAUAGGUUCAGUUGCACUAAGAACAUCUCUCUGGGUAAUUGGAGUUUGUGCUUUAAUUGGGAAUUUUGCUGUCAUGUUCUACCGACUAUUCAUAGACACAGAUAAUCUUACAAUGAGUUAUUCGUUCUUUGUACUGAAUUUGAGUUUAUCAGAUUGUCUAAUGGGCGUCUACAUGAUUGUGAUAGGCAUUGUAGACAUCUACUAUAACGGUGUUUACGCAUGGAACAACCAAACAUGGAGAAGAAGUACUCUAUGUACCACAGCUGGAGUUCUAUCCAGUAUAUCCAGUGAGAUGUCGACGUUUCUUAUUCUACUGGUGACGAUAGAUCGAGUCAUUGUCAUUAUGUUCCCAAUGUCCCGUCUUUCCAAACAGAACAUCUCGUGGAAACAGGCAUCUGUGGUCUCAGUGUGUCUGUGGCUUAUUUCUACCACACUUGCAGUCAUCCCAGUUAUUUCCAUGCAGUCCUACUUCAAGGGGGAAUACUACUCUCAGUCAGGGGUAUGUCUCGCCUUACCAUUGACUGACAUCGAACAACCAGGUGCUGAAUAUUCGUUUGCAGUGUUUGUUUGUCUCAACUGUCUCGUCUUUUUAGCUAUAGCCAUAGGGCAAAUCUGCAUGUUUAAAAGUUUGAUUUCAAGCCCAGGGCGUCGUAUGGCCUCGUCACAGUCUCGUCAACGGGAUAUAUCUGUAGCAAGAACUCUCUUUAUGGUGGUGGCGACCGACUUUUGCUGUUGGUUUCCGAUCGGCGUAAUGGGAGUGCUUUCAAAAUUUGGAUACCAGAUGCCGCACGGCGUUUAUGCGUGGGUUAUGGUGUUUGUUUUGCCAAUCAAUGCUGCCAUCAAUCCAUUCUUGUACACGGCCUCAGCUAUAUGGAGGAAGCGACAAAGAGAACAACAAUGACGACGUCAACGAAAAACAACAGAAGGAUCAACGCGAAAUCGAGUUGAAUAUAUUUUAACAGCCAUGUCAACCGAGUAUGUCUGAAGACUCGUCAAUUCUUCUGUCUUUUGUUAGAGGCGUGGUAACUGUCUUUGCAAGAAGUGUAAUACAACUUAGCGAAAGAAAACGCUGGAAAGAACGCUGAUUACUGUUUUCUGUUGGUAGAUUUGUGAAAUAAAGCAUGACAUGAAAAUGU
This is a messenger RNA of Pecten maximus, 1249 nucleotides long. Its product is annotated as G-protein coupled receptor GRL101-like. The transcript is spliced from 3 exons. Gene Ontology annotation, cellular component: membrane. Gene Ontology annotation, molecular function: G protein-coupled receptor activity. The record is from RefSeq and is a predicted model, not a curated record. Lineage: Eukaryota; Metazoa; Mollusca; Bivalvia; Pectinida; Pectinidae. Gene Ontology annotation, biological process: G protein-coupled receptor signaling pathway. The coding region runs from base 187 to 1014 and encodes 275 amino acids.